AUGAUCCUUACCUCCAGUGCUGCGGUGCUCCUCAGCACCGUCACCUUGUUCGCUCAACUCGCUUUGGGCCUCCCCACAGCAUCCGAGCCGGUGCACCACGAAAGUGUCCGGGCUAUCGGAAAGCUCUCUCACAGGGACGAGUUACACGACGCCGGCGUUGUCUGGGACAAGGUCGUUCGCCAGUCACCCGUAGUCUCUCCUACCGACCCUCGCGACAGCUUCAACAACCGGAACCCAGACAUCCCAGGGGUUGGCUACCCUCGGUCCUCAGAUGCAGAUCCCGCCUUCACCAUCCCCGAGGCGACCCUCCGCGCCGCCAUCUUCCUGCCAUCAGGCUUCAACGCGUCCACCAACCGCCAAGUAGUCCUCUUCGUUCCCGGUACCGGAGCCUACGGCCACGAAUCCUUCGCCGACAACCUGCUCAAAGUCAUCACCAAUGCCGGCGCCGCCGACGCCGUCUGGGUCAACGUGCCUAACGCCAUGCUGGACGACGUACAGUCGAACGCCGAGUACAUCGCCUACGCCAUCAGCUACGUCAAGGCGCUCAUCGGUGACGACCGUGACUUGAACGUGAUCGGCUGGUCCCAGGGUAAUCUGGCCACGCAGUGGGUGUUGACCUACUGGCCGAGCACCGCCCCAAAGGUGCGCCAGCUGAUCUCCGUCAGCCCGGAUUUUCACGGGACCAUGUUGGCAUAUGGGCUGUGCGCGGGCAACUUCGGGAAAGUUGCCAAGGCGGGAGCGCCCUGCCCGCCGUCGGUGCUCCAGCAGUUGUACAGCUCGAACUUGAUCAACACCCUCAGGGCGGCGGGCGGCGGGGACGCGCAUGUGCCCACCACCUCGUUCUGGUCGCGUCUCACUGACGAGGUUGUCCAGCCGCAAGCUGGCUUGACGGCGUCGGCGAGGAUGGGAGACGCGCGUAAUAAGGGCGUGACGAACGUCGAGGUGCAAACGGUCUGCGGACUAUCGGCUGGCGGUGGGCAAUAUGGCCACUCGACCUUGAUGGCGCACCCGCUCGUUGCGGCAAUGACGCUCGACGCGCUGAAGAAUGGAGGGCCCGCGAGCCUAAGCAGAAUUAGGUCGCAGAUGUUCAGGACCUGUUCGAAUGUGGUCGCGCCAGGGUUGCAGCUCACGGACAGAGCAAAGACGGAGGGACUCCUUACCACUGCGGGCGCCAGAUUGGUUGCUUUCCCUACCAAAUUGUUGAGAGAGCCGGCCUUGAGAGACUACGCAACUUGA
Neurospora tetrasperma FGSC 2508 is the source of this 1236-nucleotide messenger RNA. RefSeq lists its product as uncharacterized. Lineage: Eukaryota; Fungi; Ascomycota; Sordariomycetes; Sordariales; Sordariaceae. Bases 1 to 1236 code for a protein of 411 amino acids. The record is from RefSeq and is a predicted model, not a curated record. The transcript has a single exon.